Messenger RNA from Numida meleagris (helmeted guineafowl), 2008 nucleotides. RefSeq names its product prostaglandin E synthase (gene PTGES). The transcript has 4 exons. Gene Ontology annotation, molecular function: prostaglandin-E synthase activity. The coding region runs from base 123 to 833 and encodes 236 amino acids. NCBI's taxonomy places the organism in Eukaryota, Metazoa, Chordata, Aves, Galliformes, Numididae. Gene Ontology annotation, cellular component: membrane. Gene Ontology annotation, biological process: prostaglandin biosynthetic process. The record is from RefSeq and is a predicted model, not a curated record.
CACAUAGGGUGGUUGCUGCAAAGGGGAAAUAAAGGGCGCAGAGAUGGGCUGCUAAAGGCAAAGGGUGAGAAGAGAAGAGAGUCCCAGCUGAGAGCUCUCCCUGCCCUUUCUCUGCAGUCCCUAUGUUGAAAUUUUCUGUCACCCACCCAGGGUCUGAUUUGUGCGUUGCUGGUUUAAAGUCAGCACUCCCGGCACUUAGAGCUUGCGGCUGUAUGGCACAGAGCCUGGAGGACUGGGGGAGCGCUGGUCAGCACGCCUGGCUGGGAGCUGGAGAGCCAAGGGAUGAUGCAUGGCUCCAGCAGCAUGCUGGGAAUGGGAGCUGCAGCCCUGACUUGUCUUCACGGAGUGCAACAGAUUUCCAGGGCCAAGGCAGGAGCUCCGCACCCCCCAGAAUGAUGGAGAACACUGUGUUCCUGUCAUUUGCCUUCUACAGUACCAUCCUGAUCCUAAAGAUGUACGUUGUUGCCAUCAUCACAGGACAAGUGAGGCUCAGGAAGAAGGCGUUCGCCAACCCAGAGGAUGCGCUGCGCAAUGGGGGGCUGCAGUACUACCGUGAGGACCCCGACGUGGAGCGCUGCCGCAGGGCGCACCGCAACGACAUGGAGAACAUCUUCCCCUUCCUCUUCCUCGGAGCUGUGUACUCACUGCUGGAGCCCAGUCCCGCAGUGGCCAGGGUCCAUUUCUUCAUCUUCUGCGUGGGACGCAUCGUGCACACUGUGGCCUACCUGCUGCGCCUGAGGGCUCCCACGCGCUCCGUGGCGUACGGCGUGGCACAGCUGCCCUGCUUCUCCAUGGCCCUGCAGAUCCUCCUGGUGGCUGCCCCAUAUUGGUAGCACCCAACCGAGCAAGGCACCCAACCUACCCCGUCCUGCCCUCUGUGCCAGCACUGGAAUGUUCCUGGUGGGGGUAUGGGUGGGUGCUGGGGGGAUGUGUGGGAUGGCCGUGGUGAGGUCCCUGGGUCUGCUGUUGAAACUGGGGCAGGGGGAGCUGGUAGGGGAUGCUGAGCAGCCUUCCCUCGCUCCUGUCCUUGACGAAGGGGUGUCACCGGAGGAGAAGAGGUUUUCUGCAUCAGUGACCCAGCGUGGGAUGGGGAGGGUGUGCCCUUGGUCAGCAGCACUGAAUCAGGAGGGAGAAGCCAGCACGGUCCCAUGGCUCUGCGAGAACUCUUGGUUGGCAGAUGUGGGUGCUGGCAGAGAGGGAGAAAAGCUUUCAGUCUGGUCCCAGCCUCACAACAGGACGCAGCAGGGACUGCCCAGAGCAGCCUGCAGAAAUCACUGCCCUGCAGAGAGCUGCAUGCCUGCAGCCACGUGCUGUUGCUGCCUGGAAAUGCUCUGAGAGAGCUGUGUUCAGAGUGUGCCGCAAGCUGUGCCCUGGGAGGAGGGUUCCGCUGUUCCACUGUGCUGCAUGAGGAUGGCCAGCCCUCCUGUCCUGCACAGCUGCCCGUAGGGCUGGCACUGGGGCAGGCCCACAGAGGACAGGGCAGGAGGAGGGCUCUGAGGACAAUGCAAAACUUUGCUAAGAUUGCGGUGAGAAAGCAGAAUGUGCAGAAAAUAAACUCCCUUUCCACCUGUCCUAAGCACUAAAGCUCUUCCCUUUGUGCGCUCUCCUCUGGGAUCCUCUCACCAAGACCCCACUGAGUAUCAAUGGGAAGAAGGGCAGCUCAGGUGGAUGCUCGGAUCCUCACCUGGCUCAGGGAGCAGCUCCCAGCCCAGCAGCUCCCAGGGCAGCGGCCGUGGCCUUGGGCUGAGCGCUAUGGGAGGUUUGGAGCACAGCACUCUGCUCUCCUGGGUGCAGGAGGUCAGCAGGGCUGCGGGUCCUGCAGUUUGCUCUUGGCCACCUCUCGCUCACACAGCCCCAGCUCAGCAGAUGUCUGCAUAAUAUCCCUUUCAAUGAGCCCGUGCUGCCUCACAUGGUGCACAAGGUCUCCAAACCCCUGCACGUUUCUCUGCUGCUGCGUACUCAUCCUGAUGGCAGGAAGCAAAUAUUCCCAAUAAAAACAAAUCAUUGU